UUAUCUUGCACACUUCUAUAAAUUAAUAAAAUUCAUGUGUGUCUAUUUUAGAUGUGCUAACCGAGAUAAAUUAUCAUAUUGUUUAGAAUAAAAUGUGUUGGUUAUAAAAUAUAUAUACAUAUAUAGGCAAAAUUACAAAAAAAUAUCCAUAUGUAGUUUGUGAAACUUGCUACACAGAUAUCUACUUCGGGUGUGUUUGUUUGGGGGUUUGGAUUUUGAGUUGGGAUUUGAAUAGUAAAAAUUUUGAAUUUGAAUAGUUGUAUGAUGUGAUAUAAAUAGGGUUUGAUGUGAUGUUUUGAAUGUAAAAUUGAUUUUUAGUAUAAUAUAAAAAAUGAAAAAUAGGUGUUUGAUUUGAUGUUUUUGGGGGAAAAAAAUUGGAUGAAUAGUGGAAAUCCACCAAAAUCCUUCAAACAAACACACCCGAAACUAAAAUUUCAAUUGCAUAUGAUUUUCGAAAAUGUUGUGCAUUGCCUUCAAUCCAAUUUUGAUUGACGGUGUUAACAUUUUGUUUGUAUAAACCGUUAUGCCCCUCUUAAACCUUUUACUGGGAUAAAAUCGAGGUAAGGGUAUAUUGGACUAGGAAGAGAAGUUGAAUCAAAAUGUCCAGUGGUGUGAAGAGUGGUGUGAAGAGUGAACUUGUGACUCGUCAUGGGUUCAAACUCCAACGUGUUUGGGUUCAUCUGCCACACAUGGUUCGUCUAGUGUGACUUGCCCCAUCAGACCUAAUUUGCAGAGUAUAUAUUAAGUUUGUUCAAAGAUUUACCCAGAGCACUCGUCGAGUAGUUGCUGUAGAUUCUCAUGUUAUAUUAAAAACAAAAAAACAAAAAAAAAAGGUAAAUCAAAAGGGCAUUUGAUCGAACACAUUGUUGUGUAUCAUUUUUAGUAGCCACGUGAUUUUAAAAAGUAAGUUUGAGUAAUAAUCAGGGUAGUUUGGAAAAGUAAGAAUAAUUUUGUUAUGAAAUGGAUACCACAAUUACUAAAUAAUAAAACAAAACAAUUGUUUUGAAACAGAUUUCCAAAGACACAGCGAAUUGAGAUUGGUAUGCACCUACUGCUAAUUAAUUUAUUUGCUAGGUUAUAUGUAUAAUAUAAAUAUAUAAUACAAAGCAUGCUUUGAUUGAAAGCAUUUCAUUUCCAAAAGAACCAAUCGUAAAGCAUUAACUGAACUACAUUCACUUCACUUCACUUGAAAGCAACAUUCAAAGAUCAUCCUUCCUAUAAAACCCUUUCAUGACUUCAUCGAAUCAUAUAAUCACAUUUCAACCUCUUCCAAACAAAAAAUCAAAUAAAAUGGCUCUUCUUUCUCUUCCCAAGUUACUUCUACUUCUUGCAAGUUUCAUGCUCUCCUCUUUGUUGAUCUCGGCCCGCGAUUUCUCGAUCGUGGGCUACUCGCCGGACGACCUGACCUGCAUCGACAAGCUCAUCAACCUCUUCGAGUCGUGGAUCGACAAGCACGGCAAGAAAUACAAGACCCUCGAGGAGAAGCUCCACAGGUUCGAGAUCUUCAAGGACAACUUGAAGCACAUCGACGAGAGGAAUAAGGACAUCAGCAAUUACUGGCUCGGAUUGAACGAGUUUGCGGACAUGAGCCACGACGAGUUCAAGAAAAUGUAUUUGGGACUUAAGGCUGAUCAAAUCCCCGCGAAGAACGGCUCCCCUCGCGAAUUUAAGUAUAAGGAUUUCGACCAAUUGCCCAAAUCUGUCGAUUGGAGGAAGAAAGGGGCCGUAACUCGCGUCAAAAACCAGGGCUCUUGCGGGAGUUGUUGGGCGUUUUCGACGGUGGCUGCCGUGGAGGGUAUCAACCAAAUCGUGACAGGGAAUUUGACGGAGCUGUCCGAGCAGGAGCUUAUCGACUGUGACACAACGUAUAACAAUGGCUGCAAUGGAGGCUUGAUGGACUACGCAUUCGCUUACAUAGUUUCGAAAGGUGGACUUCAUAAGGAAGACGAUUAUCCCUACCUUAUGGAGGAAGGAACUUGCGAAGAAAACCGGGAUGAGUCGGAAAUAGUCUCCAUCACCGGAUACCAUGAUGUUCCGGCCAACGAUGAACAGAGCCUCUUGAAAGCACUUGCAAACCAACCAUUGAGCGUCGCCAUCGAAGCCUCCGGUAGAGACUUCCAAUUCUACAGCGGGGGCGUGUUUGAUGGGCAUUGCGGCAGCGAGCUCGACCACGGAGUUGCAGCCGUGGGGUACGGAUCGAGCAAGGGCGCGGACUACAUUAUCGUGAAAAACUCGUGGGGGCCAAAAUGGGGCGAGAAAGGCUUCAUUAGAAUGAAGAGGAACACAGGAAAGCCCGAAGGAAUGUGUGGAAUCAACAAACUUGCUUCUUUCCCUACCAAAACCAAGUGAAAUUAAAAUGUCGAAUUUGUAUCGUGUUGUAUUGUGUCUGUGUCCGUGUCCGUGUUGCGUUAUUUUUCUAAAAACUUUCAUCUGUAACAAAAUAAGAUUAUUCGUACUCUUUCUUAUUUUUUUUUUGAAAAUUAUAUUGAAUUGAUGGACUAAAAUUAUAUUCCCUCUAUCGGUUAUUGAAUUUAUAUGUAAAUUUA
This is a messenger RNA of Andrographis paniculata, 2546 nucleotides long. RefSeq names its product cysteine protease XCP2. Gene Ontology annotation, cellular component: lysosome. Lineage: Eukaryota; Viridiplantae; Streptophyta; Magnoliopsida; Lamiales; Acanthaceae. The coding region runs from base 1231 to 2349 and encodes 372 amino acids. The record is from RefSeq and is a predicted model, not a curated record. The transcript is spliced from 4 exons. Gene Ontology annotation, molecular function: cysteine-type endopeptidase activity.